Molecule: messenger RNA, 1047 nt
Organism: Pecten maximus
Lineage: Eukaryota; Metazoa; Mollusca; Bivalvia; Pectinida; Pectinidae
Product: apoptosis-stimulating of p53 protein 1-like
Exons: 4
Coding region: 658-1047 (129 amino acids)
Biological process (GO): signal transduction
Source: RefSeq, a predicted model, not a curated record
AUAUAUCUACAAAUAUGUAGAGGUUGCUGUAGGACCAUGCAGACCGUAGUAUGAUGUCAUUGAUAUUUGUAGACCUGUACGAACCUCUGGAAUUCGCAUAGAGACCUGUAGGCAAGGUGCAUGGACAGAUAUGUGAUCAUAAUAUCAUACCUGUAUAUAUCUCACCUGUUUCUCAGUUAUAAUAGCGUUAUAAAUUAGUACAUCAUGGUUAAACACACAGACGGGGGAUAUUUAAAUACUCUGAUAUGCUUAACCAAGCAGAUAAUAAUGAAUUGAAUGAAAACUUUCUCUUAAGUGACUUCUGUCUGGAAUGUGCCUGUUACACAGCGAAAGCAUGGAGGUGUCGGCUGUCAUAUCUGAGAUUUACCUUAAUGUUUUGUAGGCUGUUGAACUGUUCACUCAGGAUUGCCUCAUGUACAUUUAUAUACUUACGUUUUCAAGUGUCGGUUAACAGAUAGAUAAUAUACCUGUGGGUUCGUCCACUGUCGGGGUGACAGACAACGGCAUGAUUUACCUACACAGGUAUAAAGUGUCACCAGGCUCGAUAGCUCCUCUUCUCCCAGGAAUGAGUUAAAAAUGGAAAGUGUCUGAUGGGAAUUGAUACAAUAGUGUUUUUUUACUUUCGUUUAUUGCUUGGAUUAAGAGAAAACCACUUAAAUGUUCUUUGCCGUAUUCUCUGCUCCUGAACUUCAGGAACAGAUAAUACUGAAAGUUCAUGUAAAUGACCUUGACCAACGAUGUAUUGAGGUUCCUGUGACCCCUGACACAACCUGCUCAGAUGUCUUAUCUCUGGCCCAGGAGCCCGGGGGUGGGGCUACCUACUGCCUGGUACAGACAUGGAAAGGUCAAGAGCAAAUACUGAAGGAGGAUGAAAAUAUCUAUGAGUUUCUCAAACAGUGGAAUGAUCAAGAUGAUGAAAUAAAAUUUGUCCUUCGUCGUGUUGUCCCUGGAGACUCCAGCGUGGGGGAUACUUUGAAGGAGCAAGGAGCCAAUGGGAGAGGAAGAAGGUACCAGAACGAGAUGCGAGAUUCAGCCGGUGUCCCCUAA